GUGGCGGGGAAGAGGGUAGGAGGAGGAGCCAGGCGGCUCAGUCUCGUCGUGGCUAUCGAUUUAAAACCAAUCAGAAGGUGGGAGGAGCGGCGCUCGGGGGGCGUGGUCUGGAAAUGGUGAACACGAUGCCACACCCCCCCCGCUUUCCCACCCGGCAGCGGAUUGGCCUCGGCAGUUUGAGUGACAGCUUCAGCCAAACAAAACCCACCCAGAGAAACAGCGAUUGGUUACAAACUGAAGCACAGAUCUCCAGCACCAUCAUCUCCAGCUUGACUCCGCUUCGGAUAACGGACCUUGACAACGGGUAAAGGCUCCAUUCCUUUUCUUCAGUCGUUCUGAAUAGAAAUUGAGCUGAUUUGUGGAUAUUCUUGGUUUAAUGGAUUUUUUUUAAAGCCUUGCUUUUAGAUCUGAACGAUUCCCCAGUCAUGAUUGGCCACCGCAGACUCCUCCUCCUCCUCCUGUGGAUGGUCAUGUUGCUCAUGGCGACACUGUGCCCUGGUGUCCAGCCCAAGCGUGGGGGCGGAGGCAGGGGCAGGGGCAAAGGGGUGGGCCUGGGCGCGAAGGCCCCGCCCUCUCAAAGCCGCGGGUCCUCCAGGCAGGGCCUGAAGCUGGCGGGGGCGGCGGCCGCUGGGGCGCUGGGCGGGGCCGCGCUGGGGUACGGGCUCGGCUCCCUGGGGCGGCCCCGCUACGGCUACGGCUACGACGGCGACUCGUCCGAAGAGGACCGGCGCUUCUACUACGCCAACGGGCCGGGCUACCAGAACCGCUCCGACUGGCGCCAGUACAGAGGGGCCUCCAGCGCCGGACCGUUACCCAGCGUGCCCCUGGUUCUGGGGUCGGUGGCGUCGGUGGUGCUGGGCAACUGGAUCAAGGGGAUCUGAAAAGGUCCUCUCUUUCAGCACUAGCGAAACUACGACCACAACUCCCCCUAGCAGCAGGAGGACCAACCGGCUCAAAAUGGAACACCAGUGCAGGUGUACCGGGCCAGGCCUCCAGCCUGAUUGCCUUCUUACUAUACCUGCCCCUACCACCCCCGUUUCCUUAAAGACCCUGGGUAAUUACCUUUCUAUACAUUUAAAGUGUAUGCUACGCCUUAAGAAAAAUACAUAAAUUUACAGAAAAAUGACCAUAUUUACCUUUUACAAAUGUAUAAAUAGGAAGACAAUAAAAUGUCCUUUUGACCUAAAGCGAAGUAUUUCUCAACAGGAGAGCUAUAGAGCUGGGGGGGGGGGGGGUCAUGUUCCAUCUGUAAUGAAUAUUCACGUUGGAUAGAUAGCCCAACAAACAGACUCGCGUUUGCAUUGAGUUUGCUAGCUGGUAGAACAUGCAAGGGGAA
Messenger RNA from Anguilla anguilla (European eel), 1336 nucleotides. RefSeq names its product shadow of prion protein 2 (gene sprn2). The record is from RefSeq and is a predicted model, not a curated record. Gene Ontology annotation, cellular component: membrane. Lineage: Eukaryota; Metazoa; Chordata; Actinopteri; Anguilliformes; Anguillidae. The transcript has 2 exons. Gene Ontology annotation, biological process: protein homooligomerization. Bases 426 to 881 code for a protein of 151 amino acids.